ACCCACCGUUCAACCACCAACCCCAUAUUCUAAUAUCUUCAUAUCUUCUUCUUUUUAUUUCGUUAAAAGUUUAUAUAUCUUCCAAAAUCCUUAGCACAAAAACACUAUUUAUAUUCCUCUUCAUAUCUUGAAGAAAACAUUACUUUUUUGUUGUUUUUGUUAAUUCUAUAUCUCGUACGUAACCUAAAUGGCGAGCCAAGGAGUCGUCGUUCUCGGAGGGGAGAGAGAAGGGGCAGAGAUCGUGUACGGAGCGGAAGAAUGUUACAAGAAAUCGUUGGAGCUUCUAGAGGAGCUAGGGUUUCCAAAAGGAGUGAUGCCUUUGAAGAAUCUUGUGGAGUGUGGAAGAGUUAUGGCCACAGGAUACGUGUGGAUGAAGCAAGACACUCCUUACGAGCAUUUCUUCGAAGCCACCAACACUCGCGUUUCCUACGGUCUCGAGGUCACCGCCUAUGUCGACAAGUGUUGUAUGAAGAAGAUGACAGGAGUGAAGAGUAAGCAGAUGUUUAUGUGGGUACCGAUCGUGGAGAUGAGUAUGGAGGAGCCAAAGAGCAAGAAGAUUUACUUCAAGACUCCUAUGGGAAUCGGCAAGUCUUUUCACGUUACCGCAUUCAUGGACGAGGAAGAGAAACGCAACUUUUACUUGGAAAAUCCCAAAAAUUAAACAAGUUUAAUGAAUUGAUCUGGUUCAGAUCUUAUUAUCAUUAUUACAUUUUGGGUUGCUUUUUUGGUCUUUUAUUUUAUUUAUAUAUAUAUAUAUAUAUAUAUAUAUAUAUAUACAGUAUCUUGUAAGGUUGCUCUAUGCCAUCAAUAUUAAAACUAUAAUAUAAUACAUUCCCGGGAUCGUUGGUUAUUUUUCUUAAAAACGUUAUUCAUAAGUCUUUAUAAUUCUUUUCAUUCUAUUUAUGUACAUGAGAACUUUUUUUGUGAAUAAUUAUAUGUGAAGUAAAUUUUGA
Molecule: messenger RNA, 953 nt
Organism: Capsella rubella
Lineage: Eukaryota; Viridiplantae; Streptophyta; Magnoliopsida; Brassicales; Brassicaceae
Exons: 2
Coding region: 188-661 (157 amino acids)
Source: RefSeq, a predicted model, not a curated record